Pungitius pungitius (ninespine stickleback) is the source of this 4994-nucleotide messenger RNA. RefSeq names its product transmembrane protein 132C. NCBI's taxonomy places the organism in Eukaryota, Metazoa, Chordata, Actinopteri, Perciformes, Gasterosteidae. The transcript is spliced from 10 exons. The coding region runs from base 499 to 3747 and encodes 1082 amino acids. The record is from RefSeq and is a predicted model, not a curated record.
GCACGGAGCGGAUCCCCCACUCUCUCUCUUUCUCUCUUUCUCACCUGUGCCGCCACUGCACGCUUCUCCAUCGCAGGGAAAGUUGGAGGACUAAUUCGUCAGAUAUCGCGCGCGUGUUCGUAUGUCGCUCUAAAUCCAAAGAAGAAGAAGAACGUCGCCCAUCUCUUUGCAAAGCGGGGAUUGUUGAGGACUUUUCUGUUGCGCUUCAUAGACUCGUGGAUGAAAUGAUCGCAGCCUGAAGAGAGGAGCCGCUUGUGUUUUGUUCGCAGCGUUGGAUGAGACAGCGGCGCCGUGUCCCGUGGAAUAAGAUAAAUAUGGGGACGAUGCUGACCGCGCGCGCGUGUCCGUGAGGGGCAAGCGGUGUCGCGAGGAAUACAGCGCAUUUGUUUUAAAUGGAGAACCGCGCAGAGAGGAUACAUCGCGUGCAAAGUUGUGCGUCUUUCUGCUGAGGGAGUUAUCCAGCGGCUCCCACCGACCCUCCACCCCCCUUAUAUCAACAUGAGUCCACGGCGAGAGAUGGGACCGCUUCGCUGCGUGGGACUCACCGCUUUUCUCCUGUGCACAGUGGUUGACAGCAAGGUGAUCUUGGAGGGCCUGCAGAGGUACGGACCCGCACCCAUCUAUCUGCCCGUCAGCUACCGGAUCAUCAAUGCAGAGUCGGCGUUCUUCCUACAGGAGGCAAACCAGGACUUAAUGAGGAACUCCAGCCUGCAGGCCCGCACCGAGUCCUUCUUCAUCCACCAGGCCCGGCAGAUGCCAUUCAUCAAUGCCAGUUACGGGCCGCUGUCUGUCCAGCAGCCAGUCCCCCUGGAGCUGCUGCAGACCGCGCCGGGGCCAUUUAACACCCCCCCUUUCACGACAUCAUCGGCACCGACCUCAGCCUCGUCGUCGCCCCUGUUCACGUUCAACUGGAAGGUCCACACCUACAUUAUCAGCGAGCGGAUUCACCCCAGCUGGCCAAAGGUCCAGGUGCUGUUCUACAUCGCCGGGAGGGACUGGGACGACUACAGCGCCAUCCACAAGCUGCCCUGCGUCCGGAUGUUCGCCUUCCACGAGACUCAGGAAGUGCGCGGGACGUGCCGGCUAAAAGGUGAGCUGGGGAUAUGCGUCGCCGAGCUGGAGCCCCUGGCCAGCUGGUUCAGCCUGCCCACCGUCAGGCCGGGGAGGCAGAGGGUGUCCGAGCAGGCCCAGGGCUCCCCCGUGGAGCUCUACUACAUGGUGCAGACCACGGACAGCGGAGACUGCAGCUCGGAGGACUCGAGGAAGGGAAGCGCCGCUCACUCGGACCAGCCGAGGCCGAUGGGCUACUCGGCGGGGCACACGCCCAUGCAGCGCAUCGGCAGCGUCCGGCUGUUCCAGCCGCUGUCGGAGCUGAAGCUGGACACUAACUUUGUGGUGAUGGCGCCCUCCAAACCCAUCCGGCAGAGAGAGACGCUCUCUGCUUUCCUGGCUCUGUCCACGCUUUCUACGGUGCCAAUAUUCACCCUCAGGGUCAAGCUGAAGGACGGGGUGGCGUUUCUGGGAGCGAGAGCCAGUAACCCUGUUGUGUGGACGGUGAGUCAGGAUGUCAGAAGUGAAGGUCACAGGGUCGUGACCCUCCACUGUCGGAGGAAGGAGAACAGCUUCAGCCAAAGGGCCGAGGCUCCGGGCUACCAGCGAGUCCUGCAGGUGGACCUGGAGGUGAACGGGCUGAUGAUGACUCAGGGGGGGAGAGAAGUGACGUGGCAGGUGGAGUACCCGCUAACCCGGACCCUGACCAGCGAGGUGCCGACCCUCAUCCGCCUGGCACCGCAGGACCUGGGUGGCAUCGUGCCUCUAGCUAUGGACACCGAGAUCCUCAACACGGCUGUUCUGAAUGGGCGAACAGUAGCCGUGCCGGUGAAAGUAGUGACCGUAGGAACAGACGGAGCCAUCUCCGAUGUAACCGAAUCAGUGGAGUGCAAGUCAACGGACGAACAAGUUAUCAAGGUGUCAGAGCGAUGCGACUACGUGUACGUCAACGGGAAGGAGACAAGAGGGAAAAGGGUGAUGCUCAACUUUACCUACAGUUUCCUGAGUGCCCAGCUGGAGAUGAGCGUGUGGAUGCCCCGCCUGCCCUUGGUCAUCGAUGUGGCCGACCCAGAGCUCAGCCAGAUUAAGGGCUGGAGGGUUCCCGUUGGUACUGGUAACAGGAGGUACGAGAGGGUCACCGAUGACCGGAACGAAGACGACACAGCGGACGAGAGGAAGGAGGGUGGCUGCGUGGCCCAGUAUCAGAGCACCACCCUCCGUGUCCUCACACACUUUGUGGCGGAUGCGGGAGGAGUGAGGGGCGCCGCGGAGGACGACGGCCUUGGGCAGCAGAGCUUCUUGCUGGGUAGUGACUGGCAGGUGGAGGUGACACAACUGGUCAAGGACUUUCUGAGGGUGGAGGUCCCGAAGGUUGCACAACUGCUGGAUGGCCAAGUUCUUGUGGGAACCAGCGCUGGAAUCACCAAACUACAGGUGCUGUCCCCUUUGACAUCGUCGGUCCUGGCUGAGAGGACCAUACGGGUUCUAGAUGAUAAAGUGAGCGUGACGGAGCUGGGGGUGCAGUUGGUCUCUGGACUGUCUCUGUCUCUGCAGCUCAGCCCGGGGAGCAACAGGGCCAUCGUCGCCACUGCAGCCACACAGGAAGUCAUUGAAUCACUCCAACAGGAGUCUCUUAUCAGCGCCUGGCUCCAGUUCAGUGAUGGAUCCAUGACUGCUCUCGACAACUACAACCCCGCCCAUUUUACCCUGACAGCCACCUCUUUGGCUGAACGGGUGGUGGCGGUAAAGCGCAGUGCAGCGUGGAAAUGGCCAAUCGUUGUCGCCAAGGGGGAGGGUCAGGGAUCGCUCGUGCGCGUUGAAAUGAGCCAAUCGGAGCUGUGCCAGAAGGGAAAACGACGCACUAGCUUAGCCACUGGAAUGGCAAACGUACAGACAAGGUUUGGCCAGCCAGGGGAGCAAUACAGACCACCCGGAGACCGGCGAACGAGCCCCGAUCCCCCGUAUUACGGCGGCUCCAUUGCCGACGUAGAAACCGGCGUAAUGAACCGCGGCGCCACUACGAUCCGGGGCCACGUCCCAUCGAGACCUAGUGGCGGCCGUCUGUCAGCGGACAGUGGGGCCAGGGCCCCAAAUGAGUUCUCCGAAUAUCCAGACCAGGCGGAGCUCCCUCGCAGCCGCAGCACCGAGGACGACCUGUUGCCGUCUCGGCGGAGCCUGACCGACCUGGAGAUUGGAAUGUACGCCCUGCUGGGAGUCUUCUGCCUGGCCAUCCUGGUUUUUCUCAUCAACUGCAUCUCGUACGCAUACAAGUACCGUAGCAAGCAGCUGUCCCUGGAGGCCCCAGAGGCCAUGCCCCAUGCCCACGACUGGGUCUGGCUGGGCCAAGAUGAGGGCCUGUGUCUGCAGCAGCAGCAGCAGCAGCAGGAGGAGCUGGGUGGGGCCCUGCAGGAGGGCAGCCAGUUACUUAACGGGGGAAUUCACGGAGGCUGUGGUGCGAGUGGAAGGGAUCAUCGGAAUGAGUCCCUUAACUCACCCACUACCAAGAGAAAGCGGGUGAAGUUCACCACCUUUUCCAAUGCCAAGUCCGGUAACGGGUGUCCUGUGCUCAGCCCGUUGGCACUGGUGCAGACCAGUGAGAUAAAAUGGGUGUGUCCAGACAUUGAGCUCGGGGACUCACAGGAUCUUAGGAACUACAUGGAAAAGCUUAAUGAGAAUGCUAUCAAGAACACUGCGUAGGAGAUGCUAGGUGUUUUCAAUGAACUAGAGAAACUCACCUGAAUGCCUUCAGAAUAAGGAGGAAAUGAAUUUAGGAGGGGAAAGGGAAAAAAAGUGCAGAAAAGAGAUUGGGACUGAUGACGAACUGCUUCUCAUCGUAACAACCGGACAGUCCGUUCAGCUUCUGAUAUUUCCAUGGCUUGGAGAGUUUUAAGCAAUGAACCACAACGGGACAUGAUUUGCCAUGACACCACAGUAUAGAUAUAAGAGGGACAAUGUGAUCUUGAUAUUGUUGCUUAACUUUAAUGUAUGUUGUUUGUCUUUAAUUGAGGUUCAGUUUUAUUUUCAAUGCGCCAUCUACUCCGUUUUAUAUUUUCUUUAUUAAUUCAUUAUAUUUUAUUGUCGUAUUUGUUGUACUUUUUUGCGCUUUGUUGCAUUUUAUAAGAGUUUCUGUAUGCUCUGUACCAUGUCAGCAAAUAUACAUUCUAGGAGAGAACAGUUAAAAGCAAUUUUGUACCGUUGUAUAGUUUGAUUUGGAGAUAUUCCGUGUGUAGUAACAUUUUGUAAAGUGCUCUUUGGUUUCAGUUUGGUUUUGUUUGUAGCUUAGUUUUUGUUUUGUCUUCAGAAACCAGAACGACUUGUGAUGGAGGCAUGUGUGUCUGACCUGUUACCUGAAAAGACCGUGUGUAGAUAACUAAUACCAAUACCUCUGGAGACAUGUCAGCUUAGUAUUAUUGCAAUCAUUCACCUUGGAGCUGAGCUUUGGAUUCAGUAUGUCGAUAUUGGUUGAAAAAUGUACCCGUACAUUUUAACCCUCCUGAUGUGAAUGUUAUUUUUGUAUGCUUUGUUUUAUUCAGUUAUAUGCCUCACAUAAAAAACACUUUUUACAUCACCCUAAUAUUACAAAUCAACAAGGCGGUAGUCACAUUCGACUUAAAACCACUGAUUACCAUCAACAGACAAUCACAUGAGUAAUGUAUGGUUCAAUCGUUUUCAUUUAUAAAUGUUCCAUGAAAUCUGCCCAAUUUACAGUUCCUGAGGCCUAGGUGGUGAUCGGUAGAAUCAGUAAGUCUUGAACCUCUGUGUAUGACAUUUUGGAUACGCGCAAAAGCGUCGUGACAGGGAGUGAAAGAAACUGAAGCGAAAGCCCAAAGUCUGACCUCCUCAGUUGUUUUUACUCAAUAUGUCGGUAUUUGUCAAGUUCAUCCUUUUCUAUCUUUGUUUUCAAAUUGGCUGCUGGACUAAUUAAAAGUGGAGGCGACUCUUCA